AUGGCUAGAGAUAUGAAUGUCAAAAAUGAUGAAGAGUUUUAUCAAUUAUUAAGAAAUGGUAUAUAUCAAAAUAUUAAUGAUGAAAUUGGAAAGGAAGAAUUAGAUAAUGAAGACAAAGAUUAUGGUGAUACAGAAGACGAACUUAUUGACAUAGAAGAGUAUGAAAAAUUUGGGUAUAAAAGUAAUGAUAGUAUUUUACAAAGUAAAAACUAUUUUAAUUUUGUAUCAAAGAAGCUAGUGGAAUUAUUAAAACUUCAAGAGCUGCGAGUAGUUAUUGAACCCGUAAAUGUUGAUCAUAUUGUUGACCACGGUAAUGAAAAUUUUGAUAUAGAGAAAUUAUUAGACCAACAAUUUAGUGAAGAUGAUGAUGUUAAUGUUUAG
This is a messenger RNA of Rhizophagus irregularis DAOM 181602=DAOM 197198, 381 nucleotides long. NCBI's taxonomy places the organism in Eukaryota, Fungi, Glomeromycota, Glomeromycetes, Glomerales, Glomeraceae. The record is from RefSeq and is a predicted model, not a curated record.